CAACUCAAUAAUUAAGGAUCUUUUAAAAGUUCACAUAAACCAGGGCUGCUUACCGGAAGAAGUGUGUACCAGCACCAACCGUCUAUUACGUUCGGCGCCUGGGAGACCCCCUCCCCGGCUCCCCGGCCCCGUCAAUGUCUCGGAUUACUAGCAGUGAGGAUCAUAGAGUACGAUUGUCAGUGUUGAGCGCGGAGGCACGUCGGUCACAGGGGAGGCGGCACCGGGCCUGAGCACGUGGGGCAACGUGACAACACGAAGGGACGGUGAACAAGGAAAAGAGUGCAACUGUGCAUCCCCAGCAGUGAGCGAACUGGAAGUGACGAGCGUCUGUGAGUGUUGAGUCAGUGAUCUUUGAUCCACGGUCUUCACAUUUCCAAUCGGCAGCCAACACUGAAAAGUGUGAACGAGUGAGCAGCCACCUCGGCGACCGCACAACUCGAUACCCUUGCAAUCGCUGAGCCGCCAUGUCUGGAGGCGCCGCCGGUCAAUCGGAGCCGGCCGUGGUCAUCCGCCCCGCAGUGGUGACCGACUGCGUCCAGCUGCACGCCAACCUGGAAGCCAUCAACCUCUUCGAGAAGCGCGACAUGACGCUGCCACAGCUGAGCGUGGCGGACCUGGAGCGGGACGGGUUCGGUCCGGAGCGCGUGUUCUGGGCGCUGGUAGCAGACCGGGGCGGCGAGCUGAUUGGACACGCCAUCUACACUCUCAACUGGGCCGGUUACGACGGCAUCGGCCGCUGCCUGUUCCUGGCUGAUUUAUUUGUGCGCGAGUCGGCGCGUCGGCUGGGUGUCGGGCGGCGCCUGAUGCGCGCUCUCGCCGCCGUUGCCGUCCGCCGCGGAGCGCCGCACAUUGACCUCACCGUGUACGGAUGGAACGAGCCGGCGCUGCGGUUUUACCGCAGCCUGGGCGGUCGCUCUGCGACCGAUAACGACCAGCUGACCUGCUACUACUGCGACCGGGCCGCCGUGCGCCGGCUGGCUGCCGAGCAUGAGGAACAGGAGGCGUCAGCCGCGGACAGCGCUGCGGCACACUGAUUGUAACGGAGACAGGGGUCCGAUUCUGCGGAUACCCGACAGCCGAUACGGGUGUGGUGCUCGGACGUCAUUGUGACGCCCUUUUAUCUCUACCACUGCACAGUAGUUAUUUGUGAGCGGCUUCGAAUACAGUGAUUACGGUCUUCA
Amphibalanus amphitrite is the source of this 1181-nucleotide messenger RNA. RefSeq names its product diamine acetyltransferase 1-like. The transcript has 2 exons. Bases 465 to 1034 code for a protein of 189 amino acids. Gene Ontology annotation, molecular function: N-acetyltransferase activity. Lineage: Eukaryota; Metazoa; Arthropoda; Thecostraca; Balanomorpha; Balanidae. The record is from RefSeq and is a predicted model, not a curated record.